This is a messenger RNA of Caenorhabditis elegans, 474 nucleotides long. RefSeq lists its product as uncharacterized. The record is from RefSeq and is marked reviewed. NCBI's taxonomy places the organism in Eukaryota, Metazoa, Nematoda, Chromadorea, Rhabditida, Rhabditidae. The transcript is spliced from 2 exons. Bases 16 to 378 code for a protein of 120 amino acids.
CAAAUUUCAGUCAAAAUGCCAAUGCCACUUCGGUUUCUUGAAUCCUCACGGCCAAGCGUCAGCACUGCACCAAUUCCAGUAGACAAUAUUACCGACCCACAUGCCAGACGAACAGCAGAACUCAGAAACGCAGAACUGGAAAAGCUUCAAAAAGCGAAGGAGCUCGAGCAACGAACUAGGGUUGAAUGUCAACAGGCUCUUGACCAAUACGAUGUACUGAAAAAAAUCCCAACAUUGACGGAACAAGAACGGAAAGAAAACGAGACGCUCACCAAAAAGAAAAUAGCUAAAGCCAUUAUUGCUGCACAAAAAGCUUCUCAAGCUGUGAUGGAUGCACGUGUAAUUAUGGGAGCCAAAGGCGAGGAACUGACAAAGUGAAAAUAAUUGAUUUGUCUGUUAAAAUUUCUAAAUUAUUGAAAUUUUAUAAUUAAUAGGUCUCAAUCUGAUGCAGUCUUUCCAUAUGAACAUUGUUGC